Molecule: messenger RNA, 3286 nt
Organism: Penaeus vannamei (Pacific white shrimp)
Lineage: Eukaryota; Metazoa; Arthropoda; Malacostraca; Decapoda; Penaeidae
Source: RefSeq, a predicted model, not a curated record
UGACUUUGAAGGAAUGGAUGACAAGAAAGGGUCAGCACUGGACUGUACGACAGUAUACGAGGAGGAGACACUACCCUCGGGAAUCCCUCCUCCUUCCAAGCACCACUUGGAAAUGCUUCAGAAGGCCUUUGGCCAUGCAUCCUUUAGGCCAAUGCAGUGGAAGAUCAUACAUGCUGUGUUGCAAGGUCUUGACAACUGUGUAGUGAUGGCAACAGGCUCGAAAGAGCUGUGUUUCCAGUUCCCGCCAGUGUACACAGGGGUGUGGGCAGUGGUCGUCUCACCUUUGAUCUCCCUUAUGCAGGACCAAGUACUAGCUCUUCAGGUGAGCUCUAACAUAGGAGCAUGCUACUUAGGGAGUGCUCAGAAAAAUAAGUCUGAAGUGUACACAGAGAUGUUUGCAGGGAUGUACAGAAUUGUAUACGUCACUCCAGAAUUUAUCGAUGCCUGUCCUGAUGUGUUGAAGACACUCAAUAAGAGAGUUGGAAUAUCACUGUUUGCUGUGGAUGAGGCUCACUGUGUAAGCCAGUGGGGACAUGACUUCAGGCAUACGUACAGGCGACUGGGAGUUCUCAGGACAGAUUUUCCGAAGAUUCCCAUUUUAGCUGUCACUGCCACAGCUACUAAGACGGUGCGGGAGGACAUCUGCACGUCUCUUGGCCUGAGGUCACCAGAGAUUACCAUCACUAGUUUCGAUAGGCCGAACCUUUAUCUGGAGGUGAAGAACAAAGUGAAGGGUAUUGUAGAGAACUUCACUCCCUUCUUGGUCAAAGAAAGUUAUGGGAGAUACACCACAGAUGGACCUACCAUUGUGUACUGUCCCACUAAGAAAAGUACUGAAGAGGUGUAUCAGGCUUUGGCAGGUUUGGGUGUAAAGUGUGUAAAGUACCAUGCAGGUAUGACACCAUUGCAGCGAGACGAAGCACACAAGCAGUUUAUGUAUGACAAGGCGGAUCUGAUUGUUGCCACCAUUGCAUUUGGCAUGGGUAUAAACAAACCUGAUGUUCGGCAAGUCAUCCACUAUGGAGCAUCAAGUAACCAUGAGUCUUACUAUCAAGAGAUAGGUCGUGCAGGACGAGAUGGCCUUCCAUCUGUAUGUACCGUUCUCUAUGCACCUGAAGACUUUGCAGUGCAUCGUUACUUUCUGAGCCAGAUAAAGAAUCAGCGAUAUCAGGAACGCCGGAGAGAGAUGAUGACUAGGAUGGAGAAGUUCCUAACCAUAACAACCUGUAGACGAGCAGAGAUCCUCUCCCACUUUACAUCCCGACCCCCAGGCAAUACUCCAAAGAGUGACUGCUGUGACAACUGCACUCGCAUACUGUCAGGUGGAGGAGUCAGCAAGGGUCAGAGCAGAGUUGAAGCAGCACUUGAUGAUGAAGGAAAAUAUGACUUCACCGUGGAUGCCAUCAAUCUUUUGAAGGCAGCAGAUGGUUGUAAUGGACAGUGUGCAGUAGGGUCACUCAUCCUUGUGCUGAAAGGUUCAAACAACCAACGGGUUCGACCGCAGUGGAAGAGAAUAGAGUCCUUCGGUGCGGGUAAAAAGAGGAGUGAUUCGUACUGGAAGGCUCUGUGCAAGAUGUUGGUCUUUGCUGGCUAUCUCUCUGAGACUACCAUAAGCGGAGGGGGUGGUGGAAGGGGGAGGGGAGGAUGGGGGAGGGGUACCUCGACAUUCGCUUAUGAUGCCAUCGGGAUCACCAGGGAAGGAGAUAGGGCGCUGAGUAACCCCAACUGCAAGAUCUUCUUAAAACCCUCGACCACAAUGCUUGAUGAGUUGCGUUAUGUUAUAGCAAUAAAGAGACCAACGGCUUCAGACCCGACCCCUGUUGUUGGGCGUCGCAAGUUCACUCCAAGUGAAUUCCUUUGCCGGGGCCUCUCCAACUUGCAGAAGCCAGUGCAGAUGUCGAGCGUAAAGGCAGAGAACAAGGACGACAGUACGGAAAAGAGUGGAACCAGCAAGGAAGAGGCAGCACCAGUCGAUCCUCGGGAAGAAGAACUAAAGGUUAAACUGUACCAGUCAUUGAUUGAAUUGCGUAACCAACUGGGAGAAGAGACUGGAUUCAUGCCGUACUUGGUAGCCACAAACAGGGUCUUGCUGCAGCUCGCUCAGACCAGACCAUCGACACUUAGUACAUUGCGCAAGACUGAAGGCAUACCUGAAGUAAAGGUGCAGAAAUUUGGUCCUGCAAUAGUUAAGCACAUUAAAGAGUUUUGUAUGAAACAUAAUCUUUCAUAUCAAAGUGAAUGUGAUGAUGGGAAGGAUUUGACAAACAGCAAAGAUGAAGAAUCAAAACCAUCAACUAGCAAUAAAGCUAGCAGUUUUGUAUCAUCCAAGAAGCUCUACACAUCGCAGCCUUCUCUGGAUACUUUUAAAUAUAAUCCCUCAAAGGCCAGUAAUUCAUCAGGCUGGAUAUCGUCCAAAGUCAAGGUUUCCAAAUCUCCAUCACAGGAGGAAGAUUCACAAGAGGACAAAGGACUGCCGAUUAUGAGGGAAGGUGAUGAGGAUACCCAGGGAGGCAGUGUGAGAAAUCAUUCCAAAGAGGCAGUGAGUCAGUUGAGCAAAGGGACUAAAGGCACAGCAUCAUCGCCCAGUAGAGAUAAGGAUAGAUGCGGUAAUGUUGAAGAAGUUGGUACAAACAAUGAGGAUGCCAAAUCAAAGUAUUUCGUUCCCAGCUUGGACUCAUUAGACGCUGAUGCUGAUUUCUUUGAAGCAGAAGAAGAAGACAGCAAUAGCAACAGCUUCUUCAGUGGUCAAAAGAAAAAAGAUACCUUGUUAGAAAAGAAAAAUAAUGAUUUGGAUCAUAAAACUGGAGACAGCAAAAAAGACAAAGAUGACAGUAAACCAGCACUGGAUAGAUCACAGUCAUUCGCCAAAUCAAAACUAGCCCCAAAGAAAAGAGGAAUCGCAUACGAUGAUACUGACUCAGAGAAGGAAGAAACAAACUCUCAGGAUUCACAGGAGAAAUAUGAACGCAUUCUGGCUGACACUAAAAAGAAAAUGGAAUCAAGUGGCUGGAUUGAUGCAAAAAGGAUGAAAAAGAAGAUGAAGAGCAAUUCACUGUUUAAAAGAUAAGUUAGACAGAAAGUGAAGAGUAAUUCACUACUUUGAAAUGUUAUCCAGAUACCCAGUGGCCAUUUUUCAGUCAAAGAAAGGCAAGAUUUCAAUGGUAUAGUAGUAGACCUUAUGGAAAAAACAUUUGCUGAAAGGAAAAAGUACAACUUGUGUUUAUAGAUAUUAAGAUUACAUUUCAUGUUUUAUAUUAAUGUAAAAUAUACUAUGGCAUAAAACAUA